AUGCCCGGGCAGAGCCUGGAGGAUUUCUCUCUGGCUCAUUCGGAAGACAAUGAGAUCAGCAUCAACGUCGGAGGCUUUAAGAAAAAGAUGCGAUCCAACACCCUACUAAGAUUUCCCGAAACCAGGCUGGGCAAACUGCUGAGCUGCCACUCAAAGGAGUCGAUAUUAGAGCUCUGUGACGAUUAUGACGAUGCCAAGAACGAGUUUUACUUUGACCGGAACCCCGAACUUUUCCCCUACGUGUUACAUUUUUACAACACCGGCAAGCUCCACGUGAUGGGCGAACUCUGCGUGUUCUCCUUCAGCCAGGAGAUUGAAUACUGGGGAAUCAAUGAGUUCUUCAUUGACUCGUGCUGCAGCUACAGUUACCAUGGGAGGAAAAUGGAGCCGGAUCAAGAGAAAUGGGAAGAGCAAAGUGACCGGGAAAGCACCUCGUCUUCGUUUGAUGAAAUCUUGGCCUUUUACAAUGAUGCCGCCAAGUUUGACAAACAACCCUUUGGAAACGUCAGGAGGCAGCUCUGGCUAGCUCUGGACAAUCCCGGCUACUCUGUCUUGAGCCGAAUAUUUAGCGUCCUGUCAAUAGUGGUUGUUCUUGGUUCCAUUGUGACCAUGUGCCUGAACAGCCUCCCGGACUUCCAGCUGGUUGACAGCUACGGGAAGGCCGAGGAAGAUCCUCGGUUUGAAAUCGUGGAACAUUUUGGCAUUGCAUGGUUCACAUUUGAGCUGAUGGCAAGAUUUGCAGUGGCUCCUGACUUCUUGAAGUUUUUCAAGCAUGCCCUAAAUCUGAUUGACCUCAUGUCCAUCCUGCCAUUUUACAUUACCUUAAUUGUUAACUUGGUUGUGGAAAGUAGCCCGGCUUUAGCAAAUUUAGGUAGAGUAGCCCAAGUCCUAAGACUAAUGAGAAUCUUUCGCAUCUUAAAACUUGCUCGACAUUCCACUGGCCUCAGGUCUCUUGGGGCCACUUUGAAGUAUAGCUACAGGGAGGUAGGGCUUCUCUUACUAUACCUCUCUGUUGGGAUCUCCAUAUUCUCGGUAGUGGCUUAUACCAUUGAAAAAGAAGAAAACGAGGGCUUAGCCACCAUCCCCGCUUGCUGGUGGUGGGCUACAGUUAGCAUGACCACAGUUGGCUAUGGAGAUGUUGUCCCAGGGACCACUGCUGGCAAACUGACGGCGUCUGCAUGCAUCCUAGCUGGUAUCUUGGUGGUAGUGCUUCCCAUAACGCUCAUCUUCAAUAAAUUCUCUCACUUUUAUAGGCGUCAGAAGCAGCUAGAAAGUGCCAUGAGGAGCUGUGAUUUUGGUGAUGGAAUGAAAGAGGUUCCAUCAGUCAAUUUAAGGGACUAUUAUGCUUAUAAAGUUAAAUCCCUUAUGGCCAGUUUUACCAAUCUGAGCAGGAGUACUCCCAGCGAACUAAGCCUAAAUGAUUCACUGCAUUAG
Molecule: messenger RNA, 1434 nt
Organism: Terrapene triunguis (Three-toed box turtle)
Lineage: Eukaryota; Metazoa; Chordata; Testudines; Emydidae
Gene: KCNS2
Product: potassium voltage-gated channel modifier subfamily S member 2
Exons: 1
Coding region: 1-1434 (477 amino acids)
Biological process (GO): potassium ion transmembrane transport; regulation of delayed rectifier potassium channel activity; protein homooligomerization
Cellular component (GO): voltage-gated potassium channel complex; membrane
Molecular function (GO): protein binding; voltage-gated potassium channel activity
Source: RefSeq, a predicted model, not a curated record